Molecule: messenger RNA, 3123 nt
Organism: Caenorhabditis remanei
Lineage: Eukaryota; Metazoa; Nematoda; Chromadorea; Rhabditida; Rhabditidae
Exons: 24
Coding region: 1-3123 (1040 amino acids)
Biological process (GO): mitochondrial DNA replication
Cellular component (GO): mitochondrion
Molecular function (GO): single-stranded DNA binding; 5'-3' DNA helicase activity; ATP binding
Source: RefSeq, a predicted model, not a curated record
AUGAAACUUCUUCUAAUACUAUUAUACUUUGCUCCAGUAGUAUUAUCAGCAGAGAGAACAAAACGGCAGAUAUCAAUCGAUGACAUCAUAUCAGGAGCACUUAGUUUAGUCAGACCUAUUUUCGACACGUCGAAGCCAAUUCAAAAUGAAGGAAUGCUAAGGAAACCCGAUGCACCAACUCAAGAUGAUAUGAGAGAUUCUUCUAUUCUUGGAUCGCACUCUAGGACGGCACUUGAUGAUGUUCCAUUGUGUAAAGGAAAUAGCAACAUCUGCCGUUUCAUAUCUUGUUCCGCUGAAAAUUUUAAGAAAGACCCUACAUUCGGAAACAUUCAACUUGCCGCUCAAAUACUUGGUGAUGCUAAGCUUCGAAAAACUAUAAGCAGUAACACUGACGCUGUUCAAGCAGUCUGCAAAGAACAAGGAAUGGACGAUGCACAAUGUAAAUUGUUCUCAAAAGGGUUCCAACUGAUAGAUAAAUUUAUGACAUCCAUCGAGAAACCAACAGAGACCAAGGGUGGUGCCCCACCAUCAACGGAACCUCCAACAACUGCUAUUCCUGAUUUUGACGAUCCAAUAAAUGAUGAGCCACAGAAACCAAUGAUGGAUGAUCCCACAAAACCACAAGAUGAUGAGAACAUGAAACGAUGGGCUGAUUAUGAUAGCCGUGCAGUUGCACCAGUAAUCACCAUGCAAACAGCACAUGGCUCAAAGACAUGGAGCAGUAAUCCAGAGACGAAAUCACUUCAACCAUUGGAAAUCCGGAAUGACUUGAUUUCCAGCUGGACUCCUAUGCCAUUUUUCGCACCACCUACUAUCCCACCAGCCCCUCCACUUGCAUUUAAAUCAGUACCAUCUCUGAUUCUUCAGCCUAUUCAGGCACCGCAGUUGGACAAUGGUAUAUUCUUCUCAACUGACAAAUUUAACUUCUUGAAGGAUUUUAACUCCAUCAAACGAUUACGCCGGUCUCCUGACUACUACGACCAAGUAGAUGAUUCAAAGCCAAAACCAAAAGCGUCUCCGAAAAAAUCAACCGGUGGUGGUAGUGAUGACUACUACGGAAACUUUGAUAGUGGAACUGAUGAUAAUGAAGAGGAAGAGACCACUACUGGAACCUUGUCAAAGACCACUAGCAAGCUGCUGCUGAAAACUAUGGAAGACGAACUUGAUUCCGAUCUAUACGAUCGUGUUAGCUACCUGAACCUGAUGGACAAGAUCGAUACUCGGAAGAAAGUUCCAAAAGUGGGGAAAUUCCGUGAUGAUAGUGGCUUCUUACCACCAUUAAAUUCUAAAGCCGUAUCAUGGAUUGAUAUGGAUGACUAUACUAUUCUACCAAGUCCUGACGAAGCUCCAUUUGAUCAUAGUGACGACGAAUACUUUACUGGCAGGCGACGAAGAUCACGGAAAGCACCACGGACGGGAAGAUCAGUCACUGCUUCUGAAUCAAUGAAUCAGAUCGCCGAUUUUGAUUUCAGUUCUGACGCUCCAUCACCAAGACUGGACGCUUCUGAAGCAAUGGGUGCUCCACCAGAUGCUGAUAUCAAGCGCUAUUGGGACAGUAGUUUGGAUAUCACUGAUCUCAGUGGACACGACUUCACCAUUUUCAAGCAACUCCAGGGAAUGCUUGGAAUUGAGAACAUUUCAUUCGAAACUCUUUCUCGUUUCAAUGUCCGUGUCCAUACUGAUACCUACGGACAGCCAGCUAUUUUGUUCCCGCGUUACCGUGGAAUGACUUCUCGACUCCGCAUUCCGAUGGGGUUAAAACUGAUCCGUAAAGUUGGAGAUCGCAUGGAGAAAGAGAAUUAUCCACUUCCGGAUGAAACCUCGGUCCGUCAAAAAUUUAGUGGUGUCUUUGGACUUCACAUGGCUACUCUCUCGGAUCGUAGCGUUGUGAUUACCACUAAUGAACGUGAUGCAUUGGCAAUCUACGAAGCUACCAAGGCGUUGGUCUUUGCUUUGCCCCAUGGAGAAAUUUUGGACCCACUGGUACUUCCGUAUUUGGAGGAGUUUGACAAGAUCUACCUGUGGUUCCCAGUGCAACACGUUAGCUACGCGAAAGACUGGGGAAGUGCUUUGAACACGCUCAAGUGUCUUCUCGUCAAAAACGAAGAGAGGCCAAUCGAGCUUGUCCGUAAUGGAGACCAUCGUCUCAUCCGCAACUCUCUUUCCAACUCGGUUGUUCGUAUGAGAGAACGUGGUUUCCGUUCCAUGACGGAUUUGGAUAUGCGUGAGGGAAUCCGUUCCGAUCUACUCAAUUCAACAAACAGAAUUGUUGGAUUUGGACAGUGGAAACGAUUCGGAGUGUUGAACAAGUAUCUCGGAGGACUUCGCCCAGGGGAGAUGACCGUACUCACCGGAGGAACUGGAAAUGGAAAAACUACUUUUCUCUGUGAAUACUCACUUGAUCUUUUUACUCAAGGGGUUCGCACUCUCUUCUGCAGUUUUGAGAUGCCAGAGAAAAAGAUUCUCCAUUGGAUGUUGGUUCAGUAUGCCGGUCCAUCACAUCUUCGAAGCCUCGCGCGCACUAACUCGUAUAAAAAUGGCAUCAAACUUCCAUUGCAUCGUGUCGAGUACAGCAACUCUAUCAAUUCAUGGCUAGAUAGAUUCGAGAGAUCCAGUUCUGCGUUGACGAUGUUAGACUCUGAAGAGUUCAUGGAGAAAUCCAUUAAUGAAAUCGCCAGGGCUAUCCGGAUCCAUGUGGAGAAUAGUGGAAUUCAACACGUUGUUAUCGAUAAUCUACAAUUUUUGAUCAACCAAGGAAUGAUGGCAGAUGAGAAGUCAAGUGGACUGGAUAGAUUCCAUCUACAGGAUCGCUUUGUUGGGUACAUGCGUCAACUAGCCACUCAGAAUCAAAUCCACAUCACAAUGGUUGUCCAUCCACGAAAAACCGACGGAGACACAGAAAUUGAUGUUCAACACUUUGGAGGAUCUGCUAGAGUUACCCAGGAGGCUGACAACGUUUUGGCUAUCCAAAGAAAACGCGAUGACCGUGACCGCUCGAAAUUCAGAAAGUUCCUUUAUAUUUUGAAAAACCGUUACUACGGUCGACGAGUGGAGAGCGAUCAACUCGAGAUGGUAUUCAACCCAUCAACUUAUUCUCAUACAAUUGUAGAGUUUCCCAAGUAA